This is a messenger RNA of Trematosphaeria pertusa, 1323 nucleotides long. RefSeq lists its product as uncharacterized. The record is from RefSeq and is a predicted model, not a curated record. Lineage: Eukaryota; Fungi; Ascomycota; Dothideomycetes; Pleosporales; Trematosphaeriaceae. Bases 86 to 1045 code for a protein of 319 amino acids. The transcript has 3 exons.
CGUAUACCAACUCUUCGUCCCAUUCUUCCUAUGCGUUAUUUACUUGUGUGCGGAUAGGCGCUGGUCCGUCCCGUCAUCGGCGCCCAUGCCGAGCUCUAUGAGCAAGCGCGAAGAACGGCGGUACGAGCUGCAAACGCGCCGAUGGAUAGCGAUUCCGGACAAUACCUAUCCUUACGAAUACGUUCCGUUUCCGCAAUCACACCAGGACUUAGAACCCGUAAUACAAGCCGAGAAGUUCCUCCCAUGGCCGACUGAACCAGCACAUGAUCCUUGCCGGGCUUGGCAUCCUGAAGACGUUUGGGAGAUUGGGGCUCUGCGGAAAGCUAUCUUCAACGAGCUACAAUCAGUGUCGGAAACAAACCAUCGGACGGAGGAUUGCCUAACUCACAUCCUACAUUGCUGGAACGCGAAUCUGAAGAGAUAUGAUUCCACCGGCCCCUCGUUUCUGAUACACUUUCUCAAGCUGCGGUACGAAACGGGGCUCAACUUCUGGUGCUUAGCGCGCGACGAUGCGCGGCAGGUCGAUGUGCUAGCGAAGGCUUGCGAGAGAACGCAUGUCUUCAGCCUAUUUCUGGCUCGGUUUCACCGCACUGCGCACGGCUCGUACGGAAUGCUUUCGACAGCGUCUGGACAUGAUCAUUGUAUGAUGCGCGUUGAUGGGACGGCGUGCUGGUUGGAAGACACCAUGCAUGCUGGGGGAAAGGAAGUCAGGAUUCGACCAUCGGUAACGGAACUUGAUCUGCUAGAUGAGUACUACUUCGAGGAUGAAGAGGCCGAUACGCUCGAUGCCGCAAAUGGCCGCGGCUCAGAAUUUUGGGAAAGAGCGGUUGCGAUCAUUGCCCCUAAUCUCUUCACCGACGAAUUCUUCGGUUACGAGGACGUGCCGGUCGACGAAGAGGAUGAAGCUUCUGUAGAUUGGGCGUCUGAUGCAGAGGCCGACGAAGACAUCGAGCCUGUGGACAAAGAAGAGCGAAUGGAGAGAUUUCAUGAAAGUGAAAGAGAGGAGACGUCGCACGGAUUCGAGGAACAAUUGCAGGGCGAUUAGUUCUACAAAGCACUACAGGAACUGGAAGAAGCCCGGCUUCCAUGGAGAAUCUGAGAAGCCGAGACCUGGAGGCGCGACACAUGCAUCAAAAGGCAGAUGAACACCUAAGUGACGGUCUAUAGAAGGCUAAAUAAUCACUCAUGUAGUUUUUGGCCCAAUAGUCCACCUCUUGCUCCCGUCUUCAAGCGACAAUUUCCGCCCCAAACCUAGCCGUACCGCAUUCUCCAGUGCCUCUCUCACCUCUUCAUCUUCAAGUACCGCAGCUGCAAGCCUCAGCC